GGUCCCUAUAAAUAUUAUUAUCUGUGGUCACUAUGAUGGAUGACAUGUCAUUCAUUCAUGUCGUGAAAUUUUUAAUGCAAAAUAUUUGUAAUAAUUUUGCACUGGCUGACUGUUUUUGUUAAAUAUGUCCAAAUAAGUAUAUUAAUGUAGGCUAACUUUGUUUACACAGUUUUACCCACCAUUUAUUGUUAUUUCAAUAUCAUAACUGUUACUGUUUAAUCGGAGUUAUGGAUCUUGAAGACAAUGCAAUGGGUUUAACCCAUGAACAAACGGACAAAAUACUACAGUUUCAAGAUUUAACGGGUAUAGAAGACAUGUCCAUAUGUAGGGACGUAUUACAGAGACACCAAUGGGAUUUAGAGGUUGCAAUACAGGAACAGCUAAAUAUUAGGGAAGGCCGACCAUCUGUUUUCGCGACAGAGGCACGGGCGCCUCCAGUGGUACAUGAUCACAUAGCACAGCAAGUUUUCACUGAUGAUGCACCUGAAGGCCCUGGGGGCGUGCGAGGAUUGUUUCGAUAUGUUGUCAAUUUAGUGGUGUCCAUGUGCUACAAUACUAUAACAUCUGUUUUAAAUUUGCUGUUGAGUUUUGUACGUAAUGAUGACAGAAGAUUGGUGACGGAUCCCUUAGGUGACGUGAUGGGUUUCAUCAACAGCUACACAGCACGUUAUAACCCUCACCCCGUGUUCUAUCAGGGCACAUAUGCUCAAGCACUCAAUGAUGCCAAAAAUGAGCUGCGAUUCCUCAUUGUGUAUUUACACUCGGAUGCAGCACAAGAAACACAAAACUUCUGCAGGUCCACACUUGCCGACCCAGAAGUAAUACAGUACAUAAACACACAUGCCCUCUUCUGGGGGUGUUCAAUAGACAAUGCAGAAGGUUGGAGAGUGGCGCAGUCAGUGGGGGGGCGACGGUACCCCCUGCUGUGUGUGGUAUGUGUUAGAGAUCACCGUAUGACUGUGGUGGCUCGCAGUGAAGGACCUUGCUCGGCAGUCCAAUUGCUACAAAGGCUGCGACGUGUGGUGUCUGAUAAUGAAGCCCAUUUGUCUGCAGCAAGGGCUGCAAGAGUGGAACGUGAAGUGACUGCUCGCCUUCGAGCCGCUCAAGAUGAAGCGUAUGCGGAGUCACUAGCCGCCGACCAGGAGAAAGAAAGGCGACGCGCAGCCGACCGCGCCGCACGGGAAGAAAGGGAGAAUGAGGAUUUGAGGCGGCGGCAGCAGCAGGAGAGGCAGAAACAAGAGCUGGUGGAGGCUCGCGCGGCGAUGGCGGUGCGGCUGCCGCCGGAGCCGGCGCCGGGCCGCGGCACCGUGGCGCUGCUCAUCCGGCUGCCGGGCGGCGAGCGCCUCACCAGGCGGUUCACUCUGUGUCACACCACACAGGAUUUAUAUGACUUCGUGUUCAGCCACCCACAAUCUCCGGAAGAGUUCGAGAUCACCACCAACUUCCCGAAGCGCGUGUUAACCCGCGGCCCCUACAAUCUGAGCGAGGUGGGACUCAAAGACCGCGAUGUACUGUUUGUCAACGAUGUUAAUGCAUAGAACUGUCUUUACACAUUAGUAAGGUGUAUGAUACGAGUGUCAAUAGGGUGACUAAGCAAAUAUUUGAUUCUGUUCCGUUUCGAUUCGUUUCUGUCGUUAAAUUAAGUCGUUUAUGAACUGAUUGUUUUAUUUCUUGAAUAAUAUAAUUCUUCUCUUAAUAAAUCUUUUACAGUUUCUGUAAAUACAUAAAGUCACGCCUUUUUCCUGGUAGGGACUAGAUUUUCCGUUUGUCACGAUCCUUGUAUACUUCUUUCGCUCCACCCACAUUCAUCAUUCACAGUUUUUGUCUGCAUUAAUAUAUACUUCUCUAUACCUUACGGCGCACACAGAGCCAUUAGUCUCGAAAAGACUAAAGCAAGUUUCGUCUUCUUGUUCUUCACAAUUUGUUUCAAAUCACAUUUGUCUUCUUCUCUAUGUUUAUUUGGCAAAGGCCAAUAAAGAUAAGAAAAUUUAAGAGAAAAUAUUUAAAAAAAAGGCUCUACUUAUCUCCGAUAUUUUAACGGGUUCAUUCAGUGGAAACCAGAAUGCUACAUAAAAUAAAAUUACAAUUUUAUUAUUGUUGUUCACGUUUUUUGCUUUAAUACUGCAUUUAUUUUUAUCCCUAAACAGGCAUUCCACUUAAUCAUGUUUAUAAACGACUUAAUUUAUCUUUAUUUGACCCGGCACCAAUGUUUGAAUCAGAGUAGAAUAAAAAAAAUCUUAGUCUAAAAAUAUCAUGUGUAUAUAAUUCAUAGAAAACAAAAAGUAAUUAGCUAAUAAAUGAACAUUUUAUUUACUUUGUGAUGAUAAAUUAAAAAGUAUUAAAUGUUCACAAAAUUAGUUAAGUUUUAGAUUAAAAGAGUGGUGUUAAAGUGUCCCUUAUUUUCCAGUCAAUAUUAUGGAAUUCUUUGGAUUUUCAGCUUUUGUUAUGCUAAUGUGGCUAGAUCGAAGAUUAUAUUCAGUAUGAACGUAAGAAAUUAUUUAAAUUUUCUUAAUUUUUAUCACUGCCUUCGAGUCAUAAUAACUUUUGACUAUUAUAAUAAAUUUGAAUAUUUGCUAAGGAUUCCUAGAGUAAAACUAGUACCAAUGUUCGGAAAGUUGUAAUAUAAAAUAACAACAACUACUUACGUCAAACAUCUAUUUGUGUAUGAGAAUAAUAGUUCUAGAGGGUAUAGAGGGUAAAUUUACGUAACUUUACAUAUUUUUUUUUAUUCUACGACUUUUUUUUUACUAAGAAGUAACUUAUAUUUACAAAUUUAAAUGAAUCACCUAAUUCAAUUUGUAGGUAUAUAUCUAAACAGUCAUAACGAUUUGUCUUAAACAUUGAAUGGUAUGUUGGAUAAUUUAGUGUUUUAAACAUUAUAAAAAUAACUUGAAGUCUUGUGGUUAGGAAGCUCUUAGCUACAGGGUGGACUUUUGUACUUAAAUGUAAUCCCACAGUAGAAAAUAUAUAAAUUUUUCUAAGAUUUUUUUAAACGUAGAAAAAUGGUAAAUGCAGUUCAGUUAUUCUGAGAAAAAGUUUACUUGUACUUUAUCUCAUACUUUGGUUGAAGAGAAGAAAUCCCGAUUGAGGUAAGACCGCCAUUGAUCAUAUUCUUUUAAAUCCAAUGACUGCUUUCAAUUUGUUUUACUUUUCUUUUUUAUGUGCAAUAAAGAGUUAACAAACAAACAAACUUAAUGUGUCUCGCGGGACUAAAAGCAUAAUUAUUAUCAUAGUGUUGAAUUUGUUAACCACUUUAUAAAUCACAUUCAUGUCUUAUCAAUAAGAUGGACAAUGCAUUGACUACCCCCAUCUCUAAACAAAUAUUCACAUAUUUCAGAAAACAUGCAUGUUGUAAAUUUUUCUUGUAUAGAUAUGUGUAUGUAAUUAUGCAUUAUCAAUCUUCGCUGAUCUAAAUGGUAUGUGUAAACUCAAUGUACAUUAUGAACUUUGUAUAUAAGUGAUGCUAAUAUUUGUGGAAGGCUGGUCCGGUUUUCUUUAUUAGUUUGUUUACUUUGAGGACGAUUUUUGUUUUAACAUUAUAAAUGUAUAAUAUAGUUCACUGAAUGAUUUUGUCUUCACUAUAAAUUAGCAUUUGUUUAGUUAUUCGUAAACCACACUCAAAUUAUAAGUUAUCUUUCGGAAAGGAUAUAGUAUAGGUAUUAGAAAUUUAUUUAAUUAUAGGUAUGAUAUUAUUUGGGCGCAAAAGACAAAAUUCUAUGCUUUCCUUAAAAAUAUGUAAGUUGUGAUCCAUAUUUUGUAAGCUAGCGAUACAAGUUUAUUGUUUUUGUUUAUGCCGCUUUAGAUGCAGAUGCUUUUAUAAUAACGUAAGAUUAGUUAUUACAGAUUUUUUGCAUUUUAAAUUUGUUUUUGCUUGAAUGGGUUAAAGUUUUUUUGCCGUGGUUGUUUGAUAUAGAUACCUAUUUAAGAGUAUCAAGCGUUAUGUAUUGAAUAAAAUACCAUGUAUUGAUUUACUGUGUAUUUUGUUGGCAUAUCCCAAAUUGUACGUCAAUAUUGAAAGAAAUCACAUUUGAACGCGUGUAAGAUUAAUGUUUUAUGGAGGUAACUUUGAAAAUACUGUACGGAUAUGUGUCGGGUUAUUUGUACGACGAGCAAUUACUUCACAGACAAAAUGAACAUUAUACAUAUUAUGUUUUGUUGUAAAAUAAUAAUGUUCCUUUCUAAGUGUUGUUUUUUAUUUCUAUCAAAAUAUGCUAAGUGAAUAAAUGAAAAAUGUUAAAAUUUUAUCUAUUUAUUUAAAAACCACAAAUUAACAAAACACUAAAAAGCUAUAACAAAAACAUUUCACCUGGAAUGUAGGCACUUCUUAUUAAAUAUUUUCAUUUAAUUAUGGUAACAUAAGUCUACAAUAUUAUUUAUAAAUCGAAAAUACAAUUAAGUAACUAAAUAAAUUUUUCUUAUAUAGUACAUAGGUAAGGUAGGUUACAAUGUAAGUACAUAGGUGUUUUAUUUACUUUGCCUAAUGGAAUUAGAAAAGUAAACAUUUUUUUUAUGAAAGAAUACCUACUGAUAUGUCGCAAUUACCGUGUAUGUCGGAAAUGAAAAUCGUCCCAUUUUUUUUAAUUCUUUCGGAAUAAACUACAUCAAAAUCCAAGACAGGGGAGAGUGUGGGGUCCGGUAUAGAAUUAAUGAGGUCAUUAUUGUACAAUUACUAUUUACAAAUAAACAUUAUACCAAAAA
Amyelois transitella is the source of this 4698-nucleotide messenger RNA. RefSeq names its product FAS-associated factor 2 (gene Faf2). The record is from RefSeq and is a predicted model, not a curated record. Lineage: Eukaryota; Metazoa; Arthropoda; Insecta; Lepidoptera; Pyralidae. The transcript is spliced from 7 exons. Gene Ontology annotation, molecular function: ubiquitin binding. Gene Ontology annotation, cellular component: endoplasmic reticulum. The coding region runs from base 228 to 1538 and encodes 436 amino acids.